Molecule: messenger RNA, 1047 nt
Organism: Lycium ferocissimum
Lineage: Eukaryota; Viridiplantae; Streptophyta; Magnoliopsida; Solanales; Solanaceae
Product: L-type lectin-domain containing receptor kinase V.4-like
Exons: 4
Coding region: 1-1047 (348 amino acids)
Biological process (GO): protein phosphorylation
Molecular function (GO): protein kinase activity; ATP binding
Source: RefSeq, a predicted model, not a curated record
AUGGUUCUUGGCACCCACAUUGUGCUAAAUUGCUCUGUCCUUGACUCUAUUCUUCGUUGCACCUGUUCUGGUUUUUCCGAACUACCCAAAAAUUCCUGGCCUGAAUCUCUUGAGGUGUCUUUCGAUGAUGUCAAGAAAUCCCUUUCCAAUUCCACCUCUGUUCCUGCUCAAAUUGGUCCAUCCAACAUCUUUUUUGAAGCUCGUGUCUUUGGCCCAUAUGGUUGCUACUACUGUUGUACCUCGGCGUUUGGUAGCAUGGGGUAUGUUUUGAGCAAUGAUUCUUGGGUGCUCAAAGACGUCUAUGAGGCAUCUCAGCCUGGUCCUUCCACCAAGGUGAAAAAGUCAGACACUUCUGCUAUCUCUUCCGAAUGCUAUGCCGAACUUCUCGCCAAACUCUCCUCCAUGGAUGACAAAAUUGAGUCCAUCAAAGACUUAAUGGCAUCCACCUUGUUUCAAAUCGAGAAGAUUCGUGACACGAUUAAGGAGGCGGUGCCGAUCCUGGACAAAUGGCUUCACAGAAAGAAAAGAGCAAUAUCACCAGGUCAAAUUAGUACCCCGGCCCUGGAUUGGCAAAAGAGAUUAAAAAUAGCCACUGCUGCAGCUCAAGGACUAUGCUGUAUGCACCAUGAUUGUACUCGAACCAUCAUUCAUAGAGACAUUAAGUCCAGCAAUAUCCUUCUGGACUCAGAAUUCAAUGCAAAAAUAGCAGAUUUCGGACUAGCAAAAAUACUAGCCAGGCGGGAUGACAAUCCUGAGACAGCUUCUGCUAUUGCUGGAACUUUUGGUUACAUUGCACCAGAAUUGACAACAGGGAGAGAACCCAUUCUCAGAGAGGACCAAAUGAAUCUAGCACAAUGGGCUCAAAAGUGUCACAGAGAGGGGAAUUCCGAGGCCCUCGAUGAAGAAGUCAUGGAAACAAGUAAUUUGGAACAAAUGAGAGGUGUUUUUAAACUCGUGCUGAUGUGUACUGGAGCAUCACCAUCUGGCAGGCCGUCAAUGAAGGAGGUCUGCAACAUUCUUCAAAGCUUUAGAGACCCCAUAUUUUGA